Lodderomyces elongisporus is the source of this 1161-nucleotide messenger RNA. It is a transcript of the gene MRPL35, whose product is annotated as mitochondrial 54S ribosomal protein mL38. The transcript has a single exon. NCBI's taxonomy places the organism in Eukaryota, Fungi, Ascomycota, Pichiomycetes, Serinales, Debaryomycetaceae. The coding region runs from base 1 to 1161 and encodes 386 amino acids. The record is from RefSeq and is a predicted model, not a curated record.
AUGCGCCGGAGAGCUUUAGCAGCUACAUCAAAGAUAUCCUCAUUAGCGCAAGCUCCUUCUGUUUCCAGGGUCUGGUCGAAUUUUGAGUCGAGGUCGCCGUCACUUCUGAUUAAUAAUGAGCAAGUAAAGAAAGGUUUGCUCAACAAGCUCGAUCCUAAACAAGGACCCGCAUCAUAUCCUACAUAUGAGGAAAGAUUACAAUACCACUCACCAUUAGAGAUUGACGAGACAUUUGCAGUUUCCUACAAGAUCUUAGAAGAAGAGGCGUCCCGCUCAUUUGCAAGUGCACAACGAUUACAAGAGAUCAAAAACAACUUGGUGAAGGAAGGUAAAGAUUUGGGACAUUUACAAACUAGAAUCGAUGAAAAAUUGAUUCAAGCAGAAAUCAAGAACCCUGAAGUCUUGUACAAUGUAGAGUUCAGUGAUCCUGAUAGCAUAGACAUGUCGCAGCCCGUUUACAGACAUUUGAUGAAGCAGAAAUGGGAGGACCAUGACUUGAUGUUGUUGAUGCAAAGAUUGGAACAAUUGCACGUUAUUCCAGAUACGAUGCCCACAUUGGACCCCAAGGCAGAAGUUAAAAUCAAAUUCACCCACAAUACUGACCCAUUAUUCAAGGGAUGGGUCGUUCCCGGCUCAAUGGUGCCUGCACACUCUGUGUCUAAACCACCCACCAUCAAGGUCCAAGAGUUUGACAGAAUCGAAGGUGACAACAAUUUGUACACUGUUUUGAUUGUUAAUCCUGAUACUCCAAAUUUGGAAACAAAUUCAUUUACCACCAAAUUGCACUAUGGAUUGAAAAACGUACCUUUGAACAAUGUUGAUAACUUGAUUGAUGUACCCAAGUUGAUGAAGAUGGGCCCCAAAGUCACUUUCCAAGAGUACACACCAUUGACCCCAGAAAAGAAUACUUCAUACCAAAGAGCAUGUUUGUGGGUUUUUAGACAACCACAAAAGAUUGCAGAUGAUGCAGAAGCGCUUCAAUUAGGACAAGAGCAUUUCGAUAUUAGAAAGUUUGCCCAAGAUCACGGCUUGACUGCCGUUGGUGCAACUGUAUGGAGACAAAAAUUUGACAGAAGCGUUCCAAAAGUCAGAGAAGAAUACGGCUUGGGUCCAGGUAGAGUUUACUACAAGACCAGAAGCGAUGAAAUGGUGAACUUUUGA